Messenger RNA from Penicillium cataractarum, 1320 nucleotides. RefSeq names its product BTB/POZ domain-containing protein. The transcript has 3 exons. Bases 1 to 1320 code for a protein of 439 amino acids. Lineage: Eukaryota; Fungi; Ascomycota; Eurotiomycetes; Eurotiales; Aspergillaceae. The record is from RefSeq and is a predicted model, not a curated record.
AUGGAUACAUCAAAUUAUAUAAUAGAUCCAGAAGGUGAAGUUAUCAUAAUUUUACACAAUGAGAACAGCCCCUUUGCACAAGCGACUGGAGAUCCACGUACUCGUCGAAAGUUUGACUUCUCUCAAUUCUUAUUUUGCAACCCCUUGAGCUCCCAGGGAUUGACCAGUGUUCCAAGAUUCAGUUACAAACCGCUAGAGCUGAGUCUUAAGGAACAGGCCGGGGAGAGAAAGGAUAAAAAGAAGAAGAAGAAGAGGGACAAGAAAAGCAAGCCCGCCGUUGAAGAGCCCGCCGCUGAAGAAUAUGCUGCUGAAGAGACCGCUGAAGUCCCCCCUAUGGAUGAGACUGCCGCUGAAGAAUAUGCUACUGAAGAGCCCGCCGCUGAAGAGCCCGCCGCUGAAGAGCCCGCCGCUGAAGAGCCCGCCGCUGAAGAAUAUGCUGCCGAAGAGGCUGUUGUCGAAGUCCCUUUCGCUCAUAGCGGCCCGCGUAUUCAGGUCUCUGCGAAACAUUUAAUGUUUGCCUCUCCGGUUUUUAAAAGGCUACUAACUGGAGGCUGGAAAGAAAGCAUUGUUUACUUCCAGAAAGGCUCAGUUGAGAUCACUGCAGAAGACUGGGAUAUUGAAGCUCUCAUGAUUGUACUUCGGGCUAUUCAUGGUCAAAAUAACGAUAUACCUAGAAAGCUGACCCUGGAGAUGCUUGCGAAGGUUGCUGUUAUUGCAGACUACUACGAAUGCCGGGAGCCUUUGGUUUUUCUGGAAGAUAUGUGGAUCGAGAAAGUGGACGUGAAAAUUCCGCUAGCAGCUCCUAGGGAUUUGAUGUUAUGGCUAUGGAUUGCCUGGUUUUUUCGACUCCCAUCCCAUUUCGAAUCAGCAACUUCUAUCGCUAUGUCGGAGAGCGAUGGCUAUAUUGAUAGCUUAGGACUUCCGAUCCCGAAAGAGGUCAUUGUUUCGAUUAAUGAACGACGAGAGAAGGGUAUCAAUGAUUUAAUUGACCUUCUUGACGGAACACGCAAAGCCUUUUUACUCCGCGAUCGGGGCUGCUGUCUUGAAUGUAGCUCAAUCAUGUACGGCGCUCUGACUAUCCAGUCAAACGAUCUGCUUUUAUCGAAACCUGAAUGGCCUUUUCCAAAUUUAAGUUACAAGUCUCUCGUGCAGACGAUAAUGGCCAUCAAAUCACCCCGAUGGUACGAUUCGGAAUCAAGAUAUUCGGGCUAUGGAUCCAGCUCUAAGCACAGCUGCCCUGAAGCCUCCUUUGCAUCCAUAUUCGGGGGCCUUGGUAAAUCUCUUGAGGGCUUUGAACUGAAUCAGUUCACUAGUCCCUAA